CUCUGACAGUGUUGUGAAGGGAGCAGAAGAGGAGAAACCUAAUCUCAGAACCCAACAACACCUAGCAACAGUUGAAAAAACUUUUAAACAAAAGUCUGGGUGGGAGAUAUACAACUUCCAAUUUCUGCUGAUCAGGAUUUCAGGGAGAAGAAACUGCUUUCCCCCUCUACUCAGUUUCCUGCAUGACUUCAGCUAUUGGCUAGACCCAGGAAAGAAAGUGGGAAAAGCUCUUUCCUCUGUAUUCUUUUGGGCUGGAUAGAUUUACAGGACUCGAUUCUGUCCUGGGCUGUGGGACAAGCCACUGGGUUCUUCAAAGGAUAAACUACCUCCAUAAAGGACAUAUCCUUGGUUAAACGAGCUGCUGGCAGGUACAGAGAAGAACGUCUCUACUAUAAGAAAAACGGCACAAAUAUAGUAACAAAAACAUGGAAGUUCAGUUGUGAUCUCAGUGCUCAAGAGGCUGUGGAGAGUGGUAAGGACUGUGCUGCCCCAGCUGGUAAAUGCUGCAUCUUAAUGUGUGGGGAUGAGAUCCCGAAACCAAGGUGGUGAAAGUUCAUCUAACGGGCACAUCUCCUGCCCCAAGUCUUCCAUCAUCAGUAAUGCUGAUGAUAAGAGUCUCUCAGAAGAUGCAAAAAAGAAGAACAAAUCAAAUAGGAAGGAGGAUGAUGUCAUGGCUUCGGGAACUGUCAAACGACACCUAAAACCAUCUGGAGAAAGUGAACGAAAGCCUAAGAAAUCUCUGGAGUUAUCCAAAGAAGAUCUCAUCCAGCUACUCAGCAUAAUGGAAGGGGAGUUGCAGGCCAGAGAAGAUGUGAUCCAUAUGUUGAAGACAGAGAAAACCAAGCCUGAGGUUCUGGAGGCUCACUAUGGAUCUGCAGAACCAGAGAAAGUGCUUCGGAUUCUGCACCGAGAUGCCAUCCUUGCUCAGGAGAAGUCCAUAGGAGAAGAUGUCUAUGAGAAACCCAUCUCAGAGCUGGACAGACUUGAGGAAAAGCAGAAAGAAACCUACCGGCGCAUGCUAGAGCAGCUGCUGCUGGCAGAGAAGUGUCACAGGCGUACUGUGUACGAGUUAGAGAACGAGAAGCACAAACACACUGACUACAUGAACAAAAGCGACGAUUUCACCAACUUGCUGGAGCAGGAGCGGGAGAGGUUGAAAAAGCUCCUUGAACAAGAAAAGGCUUACCAAGCCCGUAAAGAAAAGGAAAAUGCUAAGCGGCUGAAUAAACUAAGAGAUGAACUUGUCAAACUCAAGUCUUUUGCACUCAUGCUGGUGGAUGAAAGACAAAUGCACAUUGAGCAACUUGGCUUGCAAAGCCAGAAAGUACAGGAUCUUACUCAGAAACUGAGGGAAGAAGAAGAAAAGCUCAAAGCCAUUACUUCAAAAUCCAAAGAAGACAGACAGAAACUGCUCAAGUUAGAAGUGGACUUUGAACACAAGGCUUCUAGGUUUUCUCAAGAGCAUGAAGAGAUGAAUGCUAAAUUGGCUAACCAAGAGUCUCACAACAGGCAACUUAGACUCAAGUUGGUUGGCUUAUCUCAAAGAAUUGAGGAGCUAGAAGAGACCAAUAAAAAUCUUCAAAAGGCAGAGGAAGAACUUCAGGAAUUAAGAGAUAAAAUUGCCAAAGGUGAAUGUGGAAACUCCAGCCUCAUGGCAGAAGUGGAAAAUCUCCGAAAGCGUGUGUUGGAAAUGGAGGGUAAAGAUGAAGAGAUCACGAAAACUGAAUCCCAGUGCAGGGAACUGAGGAAGAAGCUGCAAGAGGAAGAACACCAUAGUAAGGAGCUCAAACUUGAAGUUGAGAAGUUACAGAAAAGAAUGUCUGAACUGGAGAAACUGGAAGAAGCAUUUAGCAAGAGUAAAUCUGAAUGCUCCCAGCUACACUUAAAUCUGGAGAAAGAAAAGAAUUUAACCAAAGACCUGCUAAAUGAAUUGGAGGUAGUCAAGAGUCGAGUUAAAGAACUUGAGUGUUCUGAAAGUAGACUGGAAAAGGCAGAAUUAAGCCUCAAAGAUGAUCUCACAAAGCUGAAGUCAUUUACAGUGAUGCUGGUUGAUGAAAGGAAAAAUAUGAUGGAAAAAAUAAAGCAAGAAGAGAGAAAAGUGGAUGGACUCAAUAAAAAUUUUAAGGUGGAACAAGGCAAAGUUAUGGAUGUAACUGAAAAACUAAUCGAAGAAAGUAAGAAGCUUUUAAAACUGAAAUCUGAAAUGGAGGAAAAGGUGUACACUUUGACAAAGGAGAGAGAUGAGUUGAUAGGUAAACUGAAAAGUGAAGAAGAAAAAUCCUCUGAAUUAAGCUGCAGCGUUGACUUAUUAAAGAAGAGACUUGAUGGUAUGGAGGAAGUGGAAAGAGAAAUAACAAGAGGAGGAAGAUCUCGAAAAGGACCUGAGCUCACCUGCCCAGAAGAUAAUAAGAUUAAGGAACUAACGCUUGAAAUUGAGAGACUGAAGAAGCGUCUCCAACAGUUGGAGGUGGUGGAAGGGGAUUUGAUGAAGACAGAGGACGAGUAUGAUCAGCUGGAGCAGAAAUUCAGAACCGAGCAGGAUAAAGCUAACUUCCUCUCUCAGCAGUUAGAGGAGAUCAAGCACCAAAUUGCAAAAAACAAAGCAAUAGAGAAAGGGGAGGCUGUGAGCCAGGAAGCUGAGCUAAGACAUCGAUUUCGAUUGGAAGAGGCUAAAAGUCGAGAUUUAAAAGCCGAGGUACAAGCUCUCAAAGAGAAAAUUCACGAGUUAAUGAACAAAGAAGAUCAGCUUUCUCAGCUCCAAGUAGAUUAUUCAGUCCUUCAACAAAGAUUUAUGGAAGAAGAAAAUAAGAACAAAAACAUGGGGCAGGAGGUCCUCAAUCUGACCAAAGAGUUGGAGCUUUCUAAGCGGUACAGCCGCGCUCUCAGACCCAGCGUGAACGGAAGAAGAAUGGUGGAUGUGCCGGUGACGUCCACCGGGGUGCAGACGGAGGCGGUGGGCAGCGAGGCAGCUGAGGAGGAAACGCCUGCUGUAUUCAUACGGAAAUCCUUCCAAGAAGAAAAUCACAUCAUGAGCAAUCUUCGCCAGGUGGGACUGAAAAAGCCCAUGGAACGAUCCUCUGUCCUAGACAGGUAUCCUCCAGCAGCAAAUGAGCUCACUAUGAGAAAGUCUUGGAUUCCGUGGAUGAGAAAAAGGGAAAACGGCCCCUCAAUCACGCAGGAGAAAGGGCCUCGAACAAAUUCCAGUCCUGGGCACCCGGGCGAGCUAGUUCUUUCGCCAAAGCAGGGUCAGCCCUUGCAUAUCCGAGUGACACCAGACCACGAGAACAGUACUGCGACUUUGGAGAUAACAAGCCCCACAUCCGAAGAAUUUUUUUCUAGUACCACCGUCAUUCCUACCUUAGGGAACCAGAAACCGAGGAUAACCAUUAUUCCAUCACCAAAUGUUAUGUCUCAAAAAACAAAAAGUGCAGAAUCUACUCUUGGCCCAGAACGAGCCAUGUCCCCUGUCACAAUUACUACGUUUUCCAGAGAGAAAACCCCAGAAAGUGGAAGAGGCACGUUUGCAGACAGGCCCACGUCCCCCAUUCAGAUAAUGACGGUGUCUACUUCUGCAGCGCCAGCCGAAAUCGCAGUUUCUCCAGAAUCCCAAGAAAUGCCCGUGGGAAGGACUAUCCUCAAAGUCACCCCCGAAAAACAGACUGUUCCAACACCAGUACGAAAAUACAAUUCCAAUGCCAACAUCAUAACUACAGAAGACAAUAAAAUUCAUAUUCAUUUAGGUUCCCAGUUUAAACGAUCCCCUGGGACUUCAGCUGAAGGAGCUAGUCCAGUUAUUACUGUACGGCCCGUCAACGUGACAGCUGAAAAGGAGGUUUCUACCGGCACUGUCCUUCGCUCUCCCAGGAACCAUCUCUCUUCACGACCUGGUUCCAGCAAAGUGACGAGCACUAUCACCAUAACACCGGUCACAACCUCAUCCACUCGAGGAACCCAGUCAGUGUCAGGACAAGAUGGGUCAUCCCAGCGGCCUACACCCACCCGCAUUCCUAUGUCAAAAGGUAUGAAAGCAGGAAAGCCAGUAGUGGCAGCCCCAGGAGCAGGAAAUCUGACCAAAUUCGAGCCUCGAGCUGAGACUCAGUCUAUGAAAAUAGAGCUGAAGAAAUCUGCAGCCAGCAGCACUACCUCUCUUGGAGGGGGGAAGGGCUGAGGGCAGUGGCUAAGGGGAAAGCGUCAUCAUUCACCAGUUGCGUAUGAACUCCAGAUGAGAUGGUAAACCAAGCACAUACUGGGUGUGUGUACUUCCUCUGAAUCCCUGUUGAAUGGAUAAUAUUUCUGCAGCCCUCUGUCAUACUAAGGUCCUCCAUGCUACUGAUCACAACUGGAAAUAUUUUACCACUUCCAGUGAUUUUUUUAUUUGAGGACAUAAAGGAAAAGCUAAAACAGCCUUGUUGAAAAUAUGAAAAUAUAUAGCAAGAGCAAAUGAAUCUUUGUGCCAAAAGAAAUUUCCUUUUGGGAAGCUUUCAGGUCCAUGGGCACAUACUAUGUAAUUUAUUUUUAUAAUACAUUUUGUAACACCAUUUUUUCCCUAAAGUGUUUCUUUUUUCAUAGUCUAUGGCACAUAUAUCUGUAGAAUACACUGUUAGUUCUUUAAGGUAUUGGUAUUGUUACAUUCAAAAUGGUAACCUAUAACUAUUUUCUUUUUAUCAAUUUGAUAUUUCUGAAGAAAAAAAAGUACACCACUGUAUUUCCCAGGGUAAAACCUAGAAACAGGAUAUUCUGGAAGAAGUUUGACUAUUCUUAUGCAAUGCUAUAGUUCCAGUCAUGGUUCAAUACAAAUAAUGCUCUGACUUAGAAAGUUUACUUUUAAUACAGUUGCUCUUUCUGAUGUUCUAUGCCAAAAACCAAGAUGAACUGAUUUUCAUGUGAAAUAAAUUAAUAUAAAGAGAUAUCAGUUUAACUAUAAAGGGAAACAGGAACAGAUCUGAGUGACCAUUCAAUUAUAUUUCUAUUUGCAUUAUUUACUUACAUGUAUAAGACAUAAGGACUGUGAUAUCAAGAUAUUUCUCACAUUCUACUUUGACAAAAGCUUGCAAAUAAAAACUGACCUAUAUAAUGUCAGUAUCUUUUUAAAAUAAGAAAAAUCCACUAACAUUUUAGACAAUUUUGAUAAAUUUUCACAACCACAUGUAUGUAAGGGAAAAUAUUCCUUAAAGAUAAAAAGCACAAUAUGUAUUAAUCUCAACAUCAAAGCUGCUGUUGAAUUUAGAUUUAUGUGAAAAUGUGCAUCUAAAGUCUACUUGAAACUCUAGUAAUUCAGUUUUUUUUAAAACCUGUGUUUUUUAAAACAAUAAGGUCUUUAAAGAUAACUUUAAAUAUAAAUUAAGUGUUGGUGCAUCAAUUUCUGAAUGCAGAAAUCAUUUAUCAAAAACUGUAACUGAGGUUAAAGAGAGAAGCCACACAAAUAACACUGUUGGCUAAUCUCUGCAGCCCACACGUUGUACCAGGGUUUAUAAACCCACAGAGGAUACUCCACAUUGAGUCUCUGGAAUGAAAAAAUUAAUACUAAAUUUCCUCCCCUAUGUACUAAGAUUUUAAGGUCUACUUAUGGAAUUGGCACAUAUAUUCAAUAUGUAUUAUAAAUUAAAUAAUUAUAUUUUGUUAAAAUUACUUUUUCUUUUUCUUUUUUUUUAAAUAAAAGAAAUGCUACAGUAGGCUUACCCUAGCUUGAAUGAUUGUGGAAGUAACACAAAACCUGUGGUUUUGAUUACUGACUCAGAAAACUAAAGUGUGUACGUGUGAAGAUUUUAAAAAUUGUUACUAUGUUUUGUUUUCUGAAAAUGUUGAACUGUAAUGACAUUUUCAAUUAGGAAACGGUUCUAAUAUUGCUAUAUUUUUCAAUUCACAGUUAAGUGCCCUAUUUGCCAGUGUUUAGAGCUAUGAUGGCAAAAACAUUUGGAUAUGUCACAGAUUAGCAUUUGAAGUGAAUAGCUUUUUCUCAACUUGUGGGAAUUUUAUUAUGCUAACAGUAAAAAUGUUAGAGGAUAAGAAUUUAAAUAUUUGUUGAUUCUAAAUUAAAAUAUUACUAGCAAUUUAUGUAUAUUUGGAUCUAAAGUGCUUUUUCCUCCUGAACUUAUAAUGAAAAUUGUUACUUGCAAGAAUAGUGAGGAUGGUGGUACAGUCAAAAAUUUAGAUAGACACCAAGCUUUUUUUGGUCUAUGCUAUGAUUAAUUUCUCUGUUUAGACUUGAAUGGAAUCUGAAUGACAGAUAAAUAAAAUUAAUCACAUUAAUUUUGAAAUAAGAUAGGAUCAACAAAAUAGAUCAUAAAAACUCACACCUCGAGGUCCAUAUCCAUUUGAAAAUAUUGCCUUCACAUGAAAUCUUGGCACUAUACUAGAAUUGCAUCAUAUAAUUACCCUAUCUUUUAUUGUAAAUGAAUCUCCAAUAAUCACUCUGAAUGAGAAUCAUUUUUGAAUGGAAUAAUUGUAAAUGCUUUCUGAAGUAAAAUCAUAAUCUGUUUCCAGUUCAAGGUACAAUAAAUUAACCCAUUAUUUUA
Messenger RNA from Sciurus carolinensis (gray squirrel), 6515 nucleotides. It is a transcript of the gene Filip1, whose product is annotated as filamin A interacting protein 1. The record is from RefSeq and is a predicted model, not a curated record. NCBI's taxonomy places the organism in Eukaryota, Metazoa, Chordata, Mammalia, Rodentia, Sciuridae. The transcript has 8 exons. The coding region runs from base 524 to 4168 and encodes 1214 amino acids.